Messenger RNA from Penicillium egyptiacum, 3501 nucleotides. The record is from the annotation of a GenBank genome assembly. NCBI's taxonomy places the organism in Eukaryota, Fungi, Ascomycota, Eurotiomycetes, Eurotiales, Aspergillaceae.
AUGUGGGUGUAUUGCAUCGCUGACGGAGUCCUUGAUAGUAUCGUCGCCGUUCAUGGCCUAGGGAAAAACUCGAUAGAGACAUGGACACAUCAUGAAACGGGUACUUUAUGGCUUAGAGAUCUCCUGCCACAGAGUAUCCAUAACGCCCGAGUUCUCACAUUUGAUUAUGACGCCAAUCCUUCCCUUUACACUGGAAAAGAUUUUAUGGACAGGGUUCAGAGUCAAGCAACUACCCUAGUGGCAGACUUAGAGGGGGAGAGGAGCUUAGAAAACGCUUCUAGGCGACCGGUAAUCUUUGUCUGUCAUGGGCUCGGAGGCAUCAUUGUGAAGAGCGCGCUUGUUCAUUCAGCAAGUCGAACAUCCCAUUUCACAUCACAUCUCAAUGCUAUAUAUAUCUCGACGUUCGCCAUUUUGUUCUUCAGCACUCCGCACGAUCACAUCGACGUUGGGAAAUGGCUUCCUUCGAGCGCAUCGACCAUGACAAUUCGCCAACCAAAAGAGAAAAUCAGUGUGCCUGGAACGCCCAUUACUGUGCAUACCUUGGAAGUGAUCACAAAUCAAUUCGCUCCACUCAUGAAGAAGAUUCAUAUGUACCUUUUUUGGGAGGGGGUGAGGACACAACUUGCAAGAGGCGCUGAGUUUAUGGUAGACCCGUCCUCCGCUGCUCCAUACAUAUAUGAUACGGAAAGAUGUGGAAUUUCGAGCUCCAACCAUUCAGAUAUGACGAAAUUUCACCAAUCCGACUCUGCUUACCGGACAGUUAUAUCGGCCCUCAUGAAGUACUGCUACUCAGCGCCAGCAAUUGUCACAUACCGAUGGAGAGAAGCAAUGGAAUUGAUAAUGCGGAUGCGAAGAAACGAAGCUUGUGAAUUGACAGGCUUAUUUCUUGAAAUUCCAGACAAAGUCCCGAUUACAACGGAAAGCAAGACAGAUACCAUCGAUGUCGCUUUGCAGAAUGAGCAUUUCCACCUCCCAUGCACAGUUUCCAUGGACUUUAUAGGCCAGGAAGAUAUUAUGGAAAGACUCCAAAAUGCGUUUGAACCAGAAGACCUGACGUCGUUUAACAAACAGCAAAAGCGAUUUGUCGUUUACGGCAUUGGUGGCUCUGGGAAGACACAAAUAUCUGCAAAAUAUGCCCAAAAUAACCGACAACAAUAUUGGGCAAUUUUCACCAUUGAUGCGUCUUCUACCCAAACUGCGAAAGAAUCAUUCUGCAGAAUUGGACGGAUGGGGGGUCUCGAAGCCACUGAAGAUUCUGGCAAACACUUCCUCUCCCAAGCUCGAAAGAAUUGGCUGCUCAUAAUCGAUAACGCUGACAAGCCUGAUAUAAAGUUCGAAAAUCUCAUUGUGCCUGGGGAGAGAGGUCAUAUCCUCGUAACUACAAGAAAUCCCAGUCUUCGAAGGCAAGGCAACGUCGGGAGUGUGGAGGUGAAAGGUCUUAAGCAAAGAGAAGCUCUCCACCUUCUCAUGAAAGUGGCAGAUAUUCUCCCCCCGUGGGAUUUAUCCUCAGAAACAGCAGCAAAUGAGAUCAUCAAGACCUUGGGUUAUCUUGCCCUCGCAGUCAUUCAGGCGGGCAACCUAAUUUACAACAAAAUGUGCAACUUAAAAGAGUACCUGCGAUUCUAUAGACGGUUUUUGGAAAAUCGCCAGAGAAGAAAAUCUAUUUCAAACUCUGAAGAUCCUGCUGGGGGGAAGACUGAGAAUGAUGAUAUCUAUUCAGCAUUUGACUUUUCGUUUCAAAACAUCGUGUCCAAUAAUACGACCGCCAGUCAAGAUGCAGUGGAGAUUCUCAACAUUGUUAGCUUCUACCAUUUUGAUAAUAUACGAGUGGACAUCUUCGAAAGAGGCAUGAGCCUUGAGCGAAGCCAGUUGCGGCGAUUUCGAACCAGAUCUCUCCGGGCAGAAUUUGUACAAGCUAUUGUCAGUCGCUUCAGACCACCCCGGGCCCUUCCCCGAAUACUCAAGCAAAGUGCGGAUGAUAUGCAUCCAUUGUGCAUCAGGGAGGCUCUUCGAGAGUUGUACGCAUCUUCAUUGAUAACAUACGGACAUGACGAACAGAGUUUCUCAUUACAUCCUUUGGUUCAUGCUUGGGCAAGAGACCGCAUACCUCCUAAAGAGAGGAGCCUUUGGGCAAUAAUUUCCUUUCAUACGCUCAUGGCCUCCGUACCACUCCCUCCAAUGGAUACGGAGGAGUCUCAGACUAGUUUCCGGAGAAGUCUGAUUCCCCACCUUAAUGAAUGCCUUGAGGCCUGUCCGGCCGAGUUCAGAGAAUUCUCUGGGCUAGACAUUGGAAAAUAUCGCCGAUUCACCUUGCUCUUCCAGCCAAGUCUAGUUUUCACAAUUCGAGAGAUGAUUCAAAAUGCUGCGAAGUGCGGGAUUUUGCAUGCUGAGACAGGUGAUUUUUCGAAAUCCGCAUAUUACCUUUUUCUGGCAAAGGAGUCGCUGGUCAAGUUUUUGGGGCCAAAUGACGCAAAAACGACAGCCACGAUGCUGGGUCUGGCCAGUAUACUUUGGGGUCUAGGGCAUCUAAAAGAAGCCAUAGCCUUGCAAGAGAAGGUUGUUGAGUCGCGGCAACGGGUCUUAGGACCAGAUCAUCGUGAGACCUUAUUGGCUAUGGACUCCCUUGGUCAGUCUUUCUGGCUCAAUGGACAAUAUUGUGAGGCCCUUGAGCUUCAGCAACAAACCGCAGAGAAAAUGCAGAGACAUCUUGGUGAAGGGGACGAUGACACGCUCAAAGCACUUGACCACUUGGGUGUCACAUUAAACGCUUGGCACCGGGUUAGAGAAAGCAGAGACAUACAUCAAAAGGUUCUGAAAAUUCGAAUACAAAAUCUGGAGGAGAGUGACUUGAGGGUCCUCGAAACCAAGAAUAAUCUGGCAAUGGCCCUAUUUGAUCUGAGAGAGCUUGAUGACGCGAUAUCUUUGAUGGAAGAAGUCUAUAACGGGCGCAAGGCUCAAAUGGGCAAGGAACACCCUUACACGCUCUGGGCGCUAUGCUACCUGGCGAAGAUAUAUACGGAAGCGGGAGAGCUACAAAAGGCUGAAGGUAUUCUUAUCGAGGGAAUUGCUGCUGGUAAACGAAGCCUUGGCGAAAAUCACCUUGGGGUCUUGGUGGGCUAUGGCGAACUUGCUCGAACUUAUUCUCGUCAGGAUCGCCUUGACGAAGCUGUGACACUUCUCACGACGACCAUCGAUAAGAUCAAGGUUUCUCGAGGUAGCGAGCAUCCUGAUUACGCUACCGGAAUGUGGAGUUUAGGUCUAUUAUGGGAGAAAAAGCAGGAGCAAAGCAAGGCCAUGAAUGCUUAUCAAGUCGCGUUGGAAGUUACAGAGAAGAGGUUAACAGCAGAGCAUCCGCUCUACAAGAUUAUCUCAGAUCGCAUCAUCCUCCUAACAGAGAGCUCUCACGGCAACGACUGCCAGGAGGCUAUAGAAAAUGACUCGGUCACAAAUGGCGUUGGGCACAUGCAAAUCAAACCUUUGCAUACUAUACAGACCUGGUAG